AUGAGGCAGGAAAGGAAUCUAACUAAACUGUUAGAACAACAGCAGGCACAAUUGGAGAGAGUCCUGUUGGCAACUGAGAAAGGAAUUCUCCGAGGAGCCGGAACGCCCCGACCCAAGCCAAAACCCAAGGUAGGAAGAAACCAAUAUCUGGGUGAGUAUCGCACCCAAAAUCCAGACAUCAGCUUGUUACAAUAUGUAGAUGACUUGUUGAUUGCUGCAGUCGAUAGAGCAGCCUGCCUUAAAGGGACUGAGAACUUGCUGCUGACCCUAGGAUGCCUAGGGUACUGAGCCUUGGCCAAAAAGGCCCAAAUUUGUAAGAGGCAGGUCGGGUAUCUGGGGUAUGUCCUUAAGGAGGGUAAAAAGUGGCUGUCGGAUGCCAGGAAGGAGAUGGUAUUGAAAAUACCCGCUCCUACAACACCAAGACGGGUGAGAGAGUUUCUGGGGACAGCGGGAUUCUGCCGCCUCUGGAUUCCCAGAUUCGCUGAACUGGCUAAGCCCCUAUAUGAGGUCACUAGAAACACAACAGAUUUUGUCUGGACAGAGAGGGAACAAUGAGCAUUUGAGGAACUGAAACGGAAACUGCUGGAGGCCCCAGCACUUGGCCUACCAGACAUCAACAAACCCUUCCACCUUUAUGUGGAUGAGAGUAGGGGCAUUGCCAAAGGAGUCCUCACCCAGACCUUGGGACCCUGGAAAAGACCGGUGGCAUAUCUGUCAAAAAGGUUGGACCCAGUGGCUGCGGGGUGGCCUCCAUGCCUAAGAAUAAUUGUGGCCGUAGCUCUGCUAGUUAAAGAUGCAGACAAACUGACUCUUGGUCAAAGACUGACUAUUGCAACCCCACAUGCCCUGGAGGGAAUCCUUAAACAGCCACCAAUCGAUCGAUGGAUCAGUAAUGCAAGGCUCACUCACUACCAGGCCCUCCUUCUUAACCCAGCCAGAUUGACUUAUCAAGUCCCAACAGCUCUGAACCCAGCCCCCCUACUGCCUGAUCCCGACCUGGAGGCUCCACUUCACGACUGUGCUGGGAUCCUGGCUCAGGCACACUGCAUACGCCCAGACCUGCGAGAUGUCCCACUACCAGAUGCAGAGGAAAACUGGUUCACGGAUGGGAGCAGCUACAUGCGUGAUGGACAAAGGUAUGCGGGGGCAGCAGUGACUACCAGUGAAACCAUCGUGUGGGCCACUGCAUUGCUGCCAGGGACUUCAGCACAAAAGGCUGAAUUAAUAGCCUUAACAAACGCCCUCCAACUCGGGAAGGACAAGAAGCUGAACAUUUACACUGAUAGCAGGUAUGCAUUUGCCACUGCACAUAUCCAUGGGGCUAUAUACUUGGAGAGGGGGCUGUUAACUGCAGAGGGAAAGACUAUUAAAAAUAAACAAGAAAUCCUAGAGCUACUAAAGGCCCUCUGGGCCCCCAAGAAACUAGCAAUCAUGCACUGCCUGGGGCACCAGAAAGGAGAAGGGCUGAUUCAAAGAGGAAACAAUUUGGCUGACCAGACAGCCAGGCAGGUGGCCAUGACGGCCACUAUAACUCCUAUGCUUGUGGACCCUGGGGCCCCUGACAAUAAGAUCAUUCUGCCUCAAGAACUGGGACGAACAAUGCUCUGAAAAAUACAUCAGACAUCCCACCUGGGAAUCAGGAAAAUGCAAGAUCUCCUCAGGCACUCUGCAGUGAAAAUUAAAGAGGGAAACCAGAUUAUAGAGGACAUUGUGGCUAGUUGUCAUGCUUGCCGCCUGACUAACACCAACCCACACCCUGCAAACCCAGGGAGUCGCCUCUGGGGCACCCGGCCAGGUACGUAUUGGGAAGUGGACUUCACUGAAAUCAAGACAGGAAAGUUUGGCUAUAAAUAUCUAUUAGUUUUUAUAGACACCUUCUCAGAAUGGACUGAAGCAUACCCCACUAAAUACGAAACUGCAAAUGUGGUGGCUAAGAAGAUACUGGAAGAAAUUCUGCCCAGGUUUGGCUUUCCAGUUAUGAUAGGAUCAGAUAAUGGUCCAGCCUUCAUUUCCCAGGUAAGUCAGGGAGUAGCCACCACAUUGGGGACAGAUUGGAAAUUACACUGUGCUUAUAGACCCCAAAACUCAGGGCAAGCAGAAAGAAUGAACAGGACACUAAAAGAGACCCUAACUAAAUUGGCCUUAGAGACUGGCGGUGACUGGGUGACCCUUCUUCCCUUUGCCCUUUUUCGGGUUCAGAAUUCCCCUUACCAACUGGGAUUAACACCCUUUGAAAUCAUGUAUGGGUACCCACCUCCCAUUAUACCUAGUCUUCACACUGAUUUAGUGACACAGUUGGAGGACCAGGACCUCCUGGAUGCACUUCGAGGACUCUGCCAGGCCCAUAAAGAUAUAUGGCCCAAGCUCCAGGCUAUUUACCAGGCCGCUUCUCCUCCUACUCCCCACAGGUUCAGACCAGGAGACUGGGUCCUGAUCCAAAGGCACCAGCGCAAGUCAUUGGAGCCCAGGUGGAAAGGACCUUACAUGGUGAUCCUGACCACCCCGGCAGCUCUGAAGGUGGACGGAGUCACAGCCUGGGUCCAUUACUCACACGUGCGACUCACUGACCCCUUCAUGCUUCCUGAGGAGUACCAAGGCGAGGUGUGGGAAGCUACUCAACAUCCCUCUAAUCCACUGAGGCUCAAGUUACCCCGUGCCAGGAAAAAUGAUCAGCCUCUACCUGAUUCUCCUGCUUCUGCCUGGUGCCACCAUGGAGAUCAGCCAACCUGA
Molecule: messenger RNA, 2730 nt
Organism: Peromyscus maniculatus bairdii (prairie deer mouse)
Lineage: Eukaryota; Metazoa; Chordata; Mammalia; Rodentia; Cricetidae
Source: RefSeq, a predicted model, not a curated record